Molecule: messenger RNA, 7321 nt
Organism: Globicephala melas (long-finned pilot whale)
Lineage: Eukaryota; Metazoa; Chordata; Mammalia; Artiodactyla; Delphinidae
Gene: MED8
Product: mediator complex subunit 8
Biological process (GO): regulation of transcription by RNA polymerase II
Cellular component (GO): mediator complex; core mediator complex
Molecular function (GO): transcription coregulator activity; RNA polymerase II cis-regulatory region sequence-specific DNA binding
Source: RefSeq, a predicted model, not a curated record
GCCAGGUUGGCGCUAGUGACCGCUAGCUAGCUUCGGGUAUCGGGGACCGAGAGUGGGCUGGCGGAGGAGGGAGUGAGGAGUUGGGGCUGAGAGGAGGGGGUAGAGCCCUCGACCGUCGAAUAAGGGGACGCGCGAUGGGGCAGAGGCCCACUGGCGAGGGAGCGGCGCAGAUGAGAGAUGGGGGUAGAGCCCGGCUGAUGGGAGACAGACUGCGGUUAAGUCGGGAGGGAGGAGGCAGCACUGACUUGCUAGGGUGUGGGAAAGGAUCAGGUUGUAAUUUGGGAAGGUUGAGGUGCAGUCCAAGGAAGACGGCUCAAGAAAGUGGUGGAUCGGCUCAGGCCCCGGCCUAGGCUGUUGGAUGGCCGUUGUCGGAUGCCGACAGAACAGAGGGAGGAGAAGCAGCUUGAGGCAUCAUUAGAUGCACUGCUGAGUCAAGUGGCUGAUCUGAAGAAUUCGCUGGGGAGUUUCAUUUACAAGUUGGAGAAUGAAUAUGACCGGCUGACCUGGCCAUCUGUCCUGGACAGCUUUGCCUUGCUCUCUGGACAGUUGAACACUCUGAACAAGGUCUUGAAGCAUGAAAAGACACCACUGUUCCGUAACCAGGUCAUCAUCCCUCUGGUGUUGUCCCCAGACCGAGAUGAAGAUCUCAUGAGGCAGACUGAAGGACGGGUACCUGUUUUUAGCCAUGAGGUGGUCCCUGACCAUCUGAGAACCAAGCCUGACCCUGAGGUAGAAGAGCAAGAGAAGCAGCUGACAACGGAUGCUGCCCGCAUUGGUGCUGAUGCAGCUCAGAAGCAGAUCCAGAGCUUGAAUAAAAUGUGCUCAAACCUUCUGGAGAAAAUCAGCAAAGAGGAACGAGAAGCGGAGAGUGGAGGUCUCCGGCCGAACAAGCAGACCUUUAACCCAGCAGACACCAAUGCAUUAGUGGCAGCUGUUGCCUUUGGGAAGGGGCUGUCUAAUUGGAGGCCUUCAGGCAGCAGUGGUCCUGGCCAGCCGGGCCAGCCAGGAUCUGGGACAAUCCUCGCAGGAGCCUCAGGAUUACAGCAGGUGCAGAUGGCAGGAGCUCCGAGUCAGCAGCAGCCAAUGCUCAGUGGGGUGCAGAUGGCCCAAGCAGGUCAACCAGGGAAAAUGCCAAGUGGAAUAAAAACCAACAUCAAGUCGGCUUCCAUGCAUCCCUACCAGCGGUGAGUGUGGCCGACAACCUCCACUCCCAGGUGCUCUUUGCAGAGUUGGGCAGUGAAGCUGCCUUUUGCCCAAAGCUGACCUAGAUGAGUAUAAUAAAAAGAAUACGGGCUUUCAGCCACAGACAGAUCCCAUCUCCACUGCCGACUAGCUGUGUGACUUUGGGCAAGUGACCUAAUUUUUCUGAGCCGGUUUUCUUGUUUAUAAAUGGUGAUAAUACCUACCUCAUAGGGUUGUUGUGAGGAUUAAAAUGGGAAAAUGAAUGUAAAACACUUGGCACAGUCUAUGAAAUAAUGGGUAUUCAAUAAAUGAGAGCUUCUACAGCCGCUUCUCCCCACUGCCCCCUCUUCAGUCCUCGAUCCAGAACUUAUCCUGAUCUGAUCCUGCUUCAUGUCUGUGGUGAGCUGAUGGACACAAGAUCAUGGACCGCUCAGCUCUGUUUGAAAGCCUGUGCUUAUUUCAUGCUGCCAGAAACGGUGACAGCCUCUGUGUCCUUAGAGGCCUGCUGUCUCCGCAGGCCUUCCUGCCCAGAUUCCAUCCUGGCCAUCUCUCCAAGCUGCAGGUGACGAGGCUUCUGGUCUGAGACAGACGGUCCACUUGUGGCUCUGGAGAAGCUCAGGCCUGCUCUGUUCUCCAUCCUCUGAGAAGCCAGUUCAGCUCUUAUCUGGGAAAUAGUCACAAAGUACCCUAUCCUUUCCCCUACACCUCACACACGAAGGAAGAUGUUGAAGGCCCGGUAUAUGGGGGCUUCUUCAGGAAGUGGCUCUACCAGGCAGGACUAUGUGAGAAAGGGUUUUUCUUAGCAGAUGAAAAAGUCCCUUGUUCCCCAGACGCUUUUUUUCUUAUUUUAGAGGGAGAGGGGAAUUGCACCUCACACCAUCUUUCAUCAUGGUUGAGUUAUCCUCAUAAUUUGCCUGGUUCCUGGGCUCCAGCCAGGAUGGUUUUUCUCCAGUACACUGAGCCUGUGGUUCCAGUAAGGGCCAGGUGGAUGGCGGGAGGUGGCAGCCGCCAGUACUUUUGCCUGCUUUUAUAAAGCUGAGAGCAGAGUGGGCUUGGGUCUCCAGCUUAAGCUGCCUUGCUUAGCUCUCUGUUGUGAACUAGGGCAGGGGUUGAGUCAGCAGAAGUGGACCAAAGGGUUUCUCUGAAUAAAGUUAUUUAAGUUGAUGGCCACUGUAUCAGGGUUAAUCUGACAGAUAAAUUGAGACAGCUAUGUAGGGAUUGGAGACUACAUGUCAGAGACUUUCAAGGUUGCUGCAAAGCAAUUCUAAUUUGUUUUCCAAUAAAAAGUUUUCUUAGCUUUGAUCUAAAUGUCCUGAGAGGUAAUAGGAGGCCCUUCUCACACCUUCCAGCUGCCUUUUUUCGGUUCUCUUCUGUCACACAUUAGUACUUAGGCAUUUGUUCAGUGCCAGGCAGAAUUCUGCCAGGCUGUGGCAGCAAAGGGCUGGGAAAGUGGUUGCAGAUGUCACAUCCAUUCCUGUUCCAUCAAGACAAGAAAUGGUAUUCACACAGCUCACUGAUCAUAGUACACAGGAGCACGGAAAGUUCUGCCAUCAGCUCUGAGGCAAUGUCAGAACUGUCCCCUACUUCAGCAGUGCUCCCUUACCGGUCUAUCAGCCCACUCAGAUGUUCCUUAUCUUCUCUUCCCUUCACACUGGAAAUGUCAGAGCUAACUGUCAUAUUGGAUAGAGUUCAAGGUGUGCUUCUCUAAAACCCCUGGAGCAUCUUUUGACUGCUGUCCUUUAUUCUACCAAAAGAUUCCUUCCUAUUGAAAGUUUCUUGAAAACUUUCUGGACCUAUUGAAACCACCCCAAGUUUCUUUGUUGUCCCAGCCUAAUAUCGACGUCAUUCCCAAAGUACCAUCUGAAAUGGAUUCCUUGUCCUCCCAGAGUGGAAAUGUCCUCCUGCGCCAGCAGGGACAUAUGCAGGACCCCACCUACAUCUUGUGCCCUUAAACCAACAGUCCUUACUCCGCAGGCACUCAUGUCUUUAUAUUCACUCCGGGAGCAUGUGCUCUCAUUCCCAACCCCUCAACCCCAGAUCCUCUGGAGUGAACAAACCUAUGUAGCACUGCCAACUUUGGGGCCCAUACAGCCCAGUAAAUGCCUCAAUGGAGAGUAUCUCCCAUCCCUAACACACUCAUUCCCAAAGGAGGGAAUACAGAGUUUCCUUUCAAGAAGAGGACAUUGACCUGCUCCCUUGCUCAGAUUUCAGAUUUGCAAAAGAUGGCCCUCUUGCUCCACUCUGGUAGUGUUGCUCAGUUUCUGAUGGCUCUGUUUGGCCUAGGGCUUGUGUUUUCUCCUACUCUUGGGGCCCCGGGAGAAUGAGAUUAGGCCAUUGUCUGCCAGGUGUGUGUCUGGGAUGGCGAAAGAAGCAGCAGCUGUGAAACUUCAAUAUUCUGUAGCACAGAGGUCAUCCUGCUGAAGGUGGAUGCAUCAGUGUUCCCACGACACCCAUUGCUAGGACCACUCCCUCUCCAGCUCUGCCCUGAGGCUGGGACUCAGUCAUUGUUGAAUGUCCCUUUUGCUGAUUGCCCCAGUCACCCUGUUCUCUUCCCCUCCUGGUGUCCAUUGCUGCCCUACCUAGCUAGGUCACCUAACUUCACCUUGCAUUUUCUUGGGAAACAGCCAAGGUAGAUAGGUUGUUCUAGCUAAGUGCUCCUUCUAACUCCAUUAUCAGUCCUGCCAUGAGGACUGAGCUGCAGCGGGUGUAGCGCCCACCUCCUGUCCUGCUGUUGAAGGGAAGAAGCUGAGCUCUGCAGGAAUGCCCCAGUGCAAGGCUGGUCCCUUUCCCACCCCCUUCUCACCUCCCCCAGGCAGCUGGGAACAACCUCUCCCUUUGUCUGAGCUUCUUGUACAGAAUAAUCCUCCUUAUGGACAAUGUAUUCUCUGUGCCCUGUGGACACAGGAGCCGUGUGAGCUGAUCCCAGCACCAGGCAGGACGGAGGCGGAAUCCUUCCAAAUGCCCACCCUAGGUCAACUCCUGAUUACUGUUCAGAGAAACUACCAAGGGGUGUACAUUUUCUUCCAUCUGUUCGAGAUUUGGGGGGCUAGCCUAUUGAAGUUUAGCAGUGGACCAGGAGUAGGGUUGGGGGCUGUGGUCCCUCUCUGGUUCAGUCCAGAGGGUUCACUGUACCAACCUAUGGAGGCUCGAUGUGGCUCUGGCCCAUCAGCUUUGAACGCACAGGGGCUAACACUUGGAAGGGGUUUGCCACCCUGCAGAUGGGGCUUUCUAACUGGAACAGAAGGUGAACUCCAAUCCAUCUGACAGGGCCAGGGCAUCCAUUGCUUCAACAUGUGUUUUGUCCCACAGGACAAACUUCCUCUCUUCUUCCCUUUAACUUAUCUCUCUUUUGUUCUUGAGCUCCUGUGCGUCUCUGAGGCAGCUCCUGGAUCUCUGUUGUCAUCUCUUUUUUUUUUUUGCGCUACGCGGGCCUCUCCCUGUCGUGGCCUCUCCUAUUGCGGAGCACAGGCUCCGGACGCGCAGGCUCAGCGGCCAUGGCUCACGGGCCCAGCCGCUCCGCGGCAUGUGGGAUCCUCCUGGACCGGGGCAUGAACCCGUGUCCCCUGCAUCGGCAGGCGGACUCUCAACCACUGCGCCACCAGGGAAGCCCUGUUGUCAUCUCUUGAUGAGUUCACAUGUUCUCAAGAUGUCGCCUACCACUUGGACAUGGCAGCUUCCCCAAGUACAUCAUGGAUAAGGCCCCUGAAUUCCCUAUAGGCCUCGGUUUUCUCGCCUGGGUGCUCCCAGUGAUCCUUCCUAGCUUUAAAGUCUCUGGCAAUGAUUCUCCAGCCUGUUUAUCCCCUGGCAUUUUUCAUAUUCCUCAUUGCAUGACUGUGUUAUUAUAGGCUAGGUUUUUCCUAGAUCAGCCCGCCAAUCCCUUGAAUCCCUCCAAACUGUUCCUAAAGUUCCCUGUCACCUGCAGCUUAAAAUACCCACAUCCCUCUAGAUCACUUCCCUAAAAUUGUUUUCUAGCUUUCACUAGUUCUUUAGUGAAAAUUCAUCAAAGAGGUAGUAAGUUACUGCAGAGAUAAAUGCAUUGAAUGCCAGAAGUCACCUUCCCACUCAGGGAGCCCCCUCUCUCCCCUGGGCAAGAUAUAUGUACCAGAGAGACUCCCCCAUAAAAGCAGUAAAUUAUACUUUUCCAUGUCAUGAUACCCUUCCUUACUAAAUCAAAUCCAAGGAGCCCUAGGCUGCUCCCCUUCCCGCUUUGCCUCGGCCAUUCCACUGCCUUCCCUGGCCCUCACCCGAAUUUCCCUAGUUUAUGGUCAUUUUGAUUCUUCAUCUUCUCUGGCCCACACCCCAAAUGUAGAGCAUCCUUAUUUCUUUUUUUGCACUAAUUUCUCUGGGCUGCACCCAUUUUCAUGGCCUUGGUUGGUAUCCUUCCGUGUUAGUCCUUCUUGAGUCCAUGUCCCCACUCACUGACACACAGCCACGCUCGUGAAAUACAGAGCCUACCAUUUUCCUGCACACCUCCCAUUCACUCUUUAGCCCCACUUCCACCCUUCCUCGGGAACUACCCUGUCUCAGAUCACUGCUGACCUGAUGGCUAAAUCCAGACUUUUUUCAGUCCUUAUAUUUCUUACUUAUCUCCAUGGUGUUUAACAGUGCUGGCCAUUAACUUUUCACCUCUUGCCCUUCACCGGCUCCCACCUCUCUGGCCAUUCCUUCUCUGCAGCUCUUGGCCUUUUGUCCCUCUGCCUGCUUCCUUUUUUUUAAAAAAAGCAUUUAUUUAUUCGGUUGCGCUGGGUCUUAGUUGCGGCAGGCGGGCUCCUUAGUUGUGGCAUGCAGACUUUCAGUUGCGGCAUGCAUGUGGGAUCUAGUUCCCUGACCAGGAAUGGAACCCGGGCCCCCCUGCAUUGGGAGUGCAUGGUCUUAACCACUGUGCCACCAGGGAAGUCCCCCUCUGCCUGCUUCUUGAAUGUUGUUAUUCUCCAGUACUCUGUCCUUAACCUUCUUUUCUUAUUCUACCUGCUCUCCUUGUGACCACCACCUUUAUGUACAUAACUCAAACAGGUUUUAUUUUCAGCCCAGACCUCUUUGCUGACUUGCAGAUGCCUAUUGGGUAUCUCUGCCCAUAUGAUCCACAAGUACCUCAGGUUCUGAAUGUCCAAAUCCAAUCAUCUUUCCCUUCAAACCUGUUUCUUUUCUAACAUCCUAGGUGUGACCUAAGCCAGGUCUAUGGAAGCCAUCCUAAACACGCCCCCCCAACUCAAUCAGAUACUAAAUCCUGUCAAUUCUGUCUCCCCAGGAUCCUGCCCUGCAGUUUAGGCCCUGGGCCUCUCACCCUAAAAGUAUUGUUCAGACUCCCUGUAUCCAGUCUUGCCCACUCCAACUCAUCUUCCAUAUGGCUGCCAGAUACAUCUAUCUAAACUGCAGUUCUGAUCACAUCACUCCCUUGAUUAAAAUCCUUUUGAUAGUUUCCUUCCCAUGUUUCUCAAACUGGAGUCCACAUACCUGGCAGGUUGGUAGGGGCAGUGUGCUAGGCAUACUGAAAGUCGCAGGAUAAAAAUCAUCCUAGAGGGACUUCCCUGGUAGUCCAGUGGGUAAGACUCCACGCUCCCAAUGCAGGGGGCCCGGGUUUGAUCCCUGGUCGGGGAGCUAGAUCCCACAUGCAUGCCACAACUAAGAGUCCGCGUGCCACAACUAAGAAGUCUGCAUGCUGCAACGAAGAUCCCGCAUGCCACAGCUAAGACCCGGAGCAGCCUAAAUAAAUAAAUAUUAAAAAAAAAUCGUCCUAGAAUGCCCAUUUUAUUCGAGGGUAAAUAAUUUAAACAGAAUGCAGAAUUAUCAUGCAUGCAGUAAGAGAAAAUAGACUUCAAAGAAUUCCUACUAGUCUGAAGGGCUUCAUAAGUAGCCAUUAGAUUCUCUGGGGAUAUUUCUUCUUCCUUUUUUUUUUUUUUUUACAUUUACUUCAGUGGAAGUUUGAAAAACAGCUCAGAUUUCCUGGAAAGGCAAGUAGGAUUCUGUGUGAUCUAGCCCCUGACUUCUGACUUAUUUUCUGUAGUGUCCUGACACCCACUUCAAAGUGCUUGAAGUUUCCUGAAUGUAACAGACCCCAUUCCUUUAGUCCCACUGUUCCCUCUGCAUGGAACAUUUUGCCCCAUCAUUCUGUGAUGACUACUCAAUCUUAUCUUUCAAA